AUGUCGGCUCACUACCGAAAUCUGUCCCCCAGCCGAGGCCGACACUCCAUGAUUGAUCCCAUGAGAGCAUCAACUGGCACGGUGCAGCUAAACUCCUCCUACGACUCUUAUGAUGCGCCUAGACGCUACGAUCACGACGAAUACCCAUCCGAUGCUGGAUACACCAGUGCUUAUGCGUAUCGCUCAGGGCGACCAUCGAAACUUGAAGCCCACCAAAUAUCCUCCCAUCGAGUCCGUGAUCCGAGUACGUCUACCAAAAAGCGCACCGAGUACACAGUCCAGCCCCGCACCAGAAACAGAAGCAACACAUCAACUGCGGCAGACUACGAGACACCAGUGCGUCUAGCUGUACCUUCCACACCCCGUCAGCAUCUCUCGCCCGUGCACCAGCACCACUCAACCCACCGCCGUACCCCGAGCCCUCUCCCCACAGAUUCUGGCCAUCAUAUAGUAUCUGCUUCUCCUCGACACCCCGCACAUCGUCGAAUCUACAGCACUGACUAUGCGAGUGACACGAGCUAUAUCGAUUCACGGAAUGACGUCAGACACAGAACUGAUCGCAGUCCGCAUCAACAUCGUGUCCAUCCGCCGACCCGUGCACCGCGCUAUCCAGCGUAUGAUGGGCUGAGGAAAGGUGACGAUAUUGAUAACUUUGAUGCCUAUUCAUACACCAAUGCCCGUGAGCAAUUCGACCGGGACUAUCCUGUCAAGGCGCGCCAUCACGGGCCAAGAUACUCGCUCGAUCGGCCACUCAGCAUCACUGGUGUAGAGGAUAGCUCUCAGUGGAUGCCGCGAAAAGAGCGUCAUCAUGGCCCUCCCCCGACAUCCUGGGGCCUUGACAAGCUGGGCCGUGAACGGCCGCGAAGCUCAACGCAUGGCAUGGAUGACCAUCGGGAGUCGUACAGAUCGAAGGAUGGAUUCCAUGAUCAAGCCCUAGUGACCGUGCCUCAAGACUCUGAUGCUGAAUAUUCCUCCCGACACGACGAGCGGCGGCGCCGCCGUGCCUACAGAGCGCGCCACGCGAACGAUCGGGAGCACCACUAUCCAGAGGGACACCACCCCAAGCCACAUGAAAUGGGGGCGCUCGCUACUGUAGGACUUGGAACAGCGGCCUUAGGAGGCGGAUACUCCGACAUGUCGGACUACGAGCACCACCGUCCGUCACGAUCCAAGCAGAGACGCCCACAUAGUGAGCAUGACCACGAUGCUGUGCAGCCCCCAUCGCGGGAUCUGGUAGAAGCAGUUCCAGCCAGUGAAAGAAAUAAGCAAACCUACCUGGAUCCUGCUGACGCCCGUCGCCACGGUCGACCGCGGCGACACUCCAGACGGCGGACGCACAGCGAUGACGCCAACACGUCAGACGAAGACCUUCGAAACUACAGACGUGAGCCCGCACGUCAUAGACACAGCAGCACCGACACCGAAAGUGACCGCGACCGUGAUCGCAGUCGGGACCGCUCGCGUCACAGGCGAGACCGAGAUCAUUCGCGUGGAUACCACUCUUCUCGCUCCCGCCACAUGCUGGAGGAUGGCCAUUCCACUGAGCGACGAUCACCGCCCGUCGACAUGGCCAAAGAUGACCCCAAAAGACUUAUUGCUGUCGAUCCGGCUGCUCCAAAGGAGCCUGAUGCUCCUCCCAAGGGAAUCCUCAAGGCUCCGCGCCAGGCAUUCCCAGAGGAACCCAAUCCGGUGAGGGAAGGGGUCGCUCCUCUGAAAGACGCUCAUAAGCAGGGAAUCCCGCCAGGAGCUCGAUGGACGAAGAUCGACCGGCGUCUCGUGAACCCGGAGGCAUUGGAAGCGGGCAAUGAACGGUUCGAGGAGCGAUCGGACUAUGUGAUUGUGUUGAGGGUUCUGAGCAAGGAGGAGAUCCAGAAGUAUGCUGUGAAGACACAGGAGAUCAGAGACACCCGGCACAAGGAACAGCUGCGCGAGAGACGCAAGACCAGAGAUGAGACUCACCGUCACGGCCGCCGGGGCGAGGAGACUUCCAGCGACGACGAGGACGAGGGCGAGGAAGAGCCCUGGAAGCAGCUCGAAGCAGCACCCGCACCACCCGCACAGAAGAUGUCCUUACCCUCGCGCCCACGCGCGUCGACCAACUCAAUGCAUGAGGCUGAACGGCCCAGGAUUAGUAACCCGUCUGCAGCACCGGCAUAG
Messenger RNA from Penicillium vulpinum, 2157 nucleotides. RefSeq lists its product as uncharacterized. Bases 1 to 2157 code for a protein of 718 amino acids. The record is from RefSeq and is a predicted model, not a curated record. Lineage: Eukaryota; Fungi; Ascomycota; Eurotiomycetes; Eurotiales; Aspergillaceae. The transcript is spliced from 2 exons.